CAACAAUAAUUUAUUAUACCGGAAUAGUAGCAUUUGGGAGCGGAGGGAGUACAGACUACAGAGAAUGGAGUGAAAUACUCCACUACGUAAUACAUACGGAGUGGUAACUGGUCCUCCUAAGAGUAUUUACUCUUUAUCUUUUUGGAAGAAAAGGUGAAGAAGGGUCUGAUAAGACCUUUUUGUUCUCUAGCUGGGACUGGACUGGGCUGGGCUUUGGCUUGGCUUGGUUUUUCUCUCUGCUGAGAAUUGGAGAUUAUGAUGAGAGAAGAGCUGCUGGUAACAAUGGCGGCGCUGUGGGCGGUGGCGCUUGCCGUUGGGAUUCUGUUCAACGGUCCGAGCUCAGCCGCCGCUGAUACACAUCCGGGUGAUGCAUUAGUUCUGAGGGCACUGUUCUCCAGCUUGAACUUGGCACCACAGCUAACAAAGUGGUCCACAAAUGACAGCGAUCCUUGUCAAGAGUCGUGGAAGGGCAUUACUUGUUCCGGAGCUCCUGACAAUAGAGUAACUGAAAUUGACAUUUCAAAUCUAGGACUCACUGGUUCACUGGGAUUCCAAUUGGAUCAACUCAACGCUGUCACUGCCUUUGAUAUAAGUAAUAACAAUAUUGGGGGCCAAUUACCAUAUCAACUUCCUCAAAAUGUUCAGAAACUAAAUGUUGCUGCCAAUGACUUUAGCGGCGUCCUCCCCUAUUCUAUCUCACUAAUGACUUCGCUUGAAUAUUUAAAUGUGAGUCACAACAAAUUUCAAGGUGAAGUGACUGUGAUGUUUGUAUCACUUACAAAUUUGUCAACAUUGGAUUUCUCUUGGAAUACUCUGGAUGGUAAUCUUCCUCAAACAUUCAGCUCACUUGCAAAUAUGAAAGAUAUGUAUUUGGAGAACAACCAGUUUAUUGGAACUAUUGAUGUUCUUGCAAAUCUCCCCCUUGAUAAUCUGAAUGUCGAGAAUAACCAAUUUACAGGAUGGAUACCUCCACAACUCACGGGAAUAAAAGGUUUAAAAACGGGCAACAAUUUGUGGAACUCAGGGCCUGCACCGCCACCUCCACCUGGUGCACCACCUGUGAUCAAGCCGAAUCAUAGACCUGGAGGCAGUAGCAGCCAGCCGAGUGGAGGCCGUGAUGGAGGUGGAAAGUCUGGUAUAGGGGGUGGAGCGGUUGCAGGAAUUGUAAUUUCAAUUUUACUUGUAGGAGCAGUAGCAGCAUUCUUUAUUAUCAAGAAAAGAAGAUCAAGGAGGAGAGCAUUGUCAACAGACAUAGAAAAGAUUGAUGGUCAGCGGUUUCCUCCUCUUGUCUCACAUGAAACACAAGAAAGGAAAUUCAUUCAAACUGACUCCACGGCAGGAGUGAAAACCUUUGAGAGACCGAUUGAAGUUAUAACAUUAAAACCACCUCCAGUUGAUCGCGCUAAAUCAUUUGAUGAAGAUGAUAUAUCAGCAAAACCAAUUGUUAUUACUCCCAAGAAAAUUGAUACGUCUGAAAUAAAUGCUGUCCAAUACACUGUUGCAGAACUACAAACUGCGACAGAUAGCUUCAGUGAUGAAAAUCUUCUUGGUGAGGGAUCAAUUGGAAGUGUUUACCGAGCUCAAUUUGAAAAUGGAAAGGUUCUUGCUGUAAAGAAAAUUAAUUUCUCUGCUAUUGGGAACCCUGAAGAUUUUCUGGAUUUAAUUUCUGAGAUAUCCCGGCUGCAUCAUACAAAUGUCACUGAGUUGGUUGGAUAUUGUUCAGAGCAUAAACAGUACCUACUGGUGUAUGAAUUCUACCAAAAUGGUUCUUUAUAUGAUUUUUUGCAUCUCUCUGAUGAGUACAGCCAGACACUAGCUUGGAACAUAAGAGUCAAGAUUGCUUUGGGGGCAGCACGUGCACUUGAGUACCUACAUGAAGUUUGCUCACCAUCAGUGGUACAUAAAAAUUUCAAAUCUGCAAACAUUUUACUUGAUUCAGAAUUCAAUCCUCACCUAUCAGAUUCUGGUUUAGCAAGCCUUAUCCGGGAUGAAGACCAGGCUCUUAAGCAUAAUUUGGGGUCUGGAUAUGGUGCGCCUGAAGUAGACAUGUCAGGCCAGUAUACAAUAAAGAGUGAUGUGUACAGUUUUGGGGUUGCCAUGUUGGAACUUCUUACUGGAAGAACACCAUUUGACAGUUCAAGGCCAAGAUCCGAGCAGUCAUUAGUUCGAUGGGCUACUCCUCAGCUUCACGACAUUGAUGCCUUGUCUAAGAUGGUUGAUCCAGCGCUUAAAGGGCUUUAUCCUGUUAAAUCUCUAUCCUGCUUCGCUGAUGUCAUUGCCCUUUGUGUCCAGCCGGAGCCUGAGUUCCGACCACCUAUGUCAGAAGUUGUUGAGGCUUUGGUGCGGCUUGUGGAACGGGCCAACAUGAGCAGGAGGACAUUCGGCACUGCGGAUUCUAGGACCCCAAGGUCUGGCAGCUCCGAUUCUAGGACACCAAGGUCUGGCAGUGCUGACUCCCAGGAGUUUGAGCCUUAGCUCCCCUGUAGUAAGCAUUCCUUCUUAAUGACCCCUCCAAAUCUCAAAGNUCCUGGUGGCAUUGUAUCAUAGAAGCAGCUCGUCGCUCUCUAAUCUUGUUAAUAGCACGCUCCAUCCAUCGACUCCCAGAUUCUUAUUUUUGUAUGAGAAUAUUGUCAAGAGAAUUUGCACUCUAAGUGUGUUAUCUUUUGUCUUUCUUUAGACUACAUAUGCCUUUUAAUCCUCUUAUUUAAAUGCUCUUUUUUUAGGCAGGGAGGUGGGUUUUUUUUAAUCUUUAAGUGGUGCUUUUUCAAGCAAGAGAAUGUUCAUGUCAUUGCCAGUUCCAAAUGACUCCAAUCUAUGGACAAAUGAAAUAUGAAGAUAAAAACAUAGAACAAAACUUUGGUGUAUAA
Messenger RNA from Cuscuta campestris, 2867 nucleotides. The record is from the annotation of a GenBank genome assembly. NCBI's taxonomy places the organism in Eukaryota, Viridiplantae, Streptophyta, Magnoliopsida, Solanales, Convolvulaceae.